Oryzias melastigma (Indian medaka) is the source of this 11596-nucleotide messenger RNA. RefSeq names its product muscleblind-like splicing regulator 3 (gene mbnl3). NCBI's taxonomy places the organism in Eukaryota, Metazoa, Chordata, Actinopteri, Beloniformes, Adrianichthyidae. Gene Ontology annotation, molecular function: metal ion binding. The coding region runs from base 1306 to 2349 and encodes 347 amino acids. The record is from RefSeq and is a predicted model, not a curated record. The transcript is spliced from 8 exons.
CCUCCCUUUCUUCCUCCUAACCUGGACUCUGCUGUCGUGAACGCAGCCGCUCUUGCUAGCACUGCCGCUGCCGCGCGCCCUGCUAAACCCUGCUUCUUUCUGCCCUUCCCUCUCUCGGCUGUAACACGUUUAUGCUUGCUUAUCGUUUUUUUAUAUACAUUAUUUCCCAGCCCGCGUAUUUCCUUCCUUUUUCCCCAUCACUUCAAGGCAUGCCGCGUGUCAUACACAUGAAGAGGAUUUGUUAAAUUUUAAUUAUCUUUUCGACGUUUUAAGUUCGCAAAAGACAUUUAACCGUUGGGACUAAAAAAGACAUAGCUUGCCCUUUCCUGUUCAUUGCUGCCUCCCUCCCUCCUGUAUGCUUUCCUCUCUUUUUGUUUGCCCUCGCUUUUCUUUUCCCAUUGGGUGUUUUGCUUCCACCUUCCUGCUGUGUGAUCCUCAUCACCCUGAUCAAAAGAAGCCCAGCCAAGACAACAAGCAAGGACAUGCAGCAGAAAGGUCAGUGAGCAGGAUGACAACACAGGAAUAUGCAAGAGUGAAGGAGAGAUGAAACAGCCACCCAUGUAAAAGGAGGAAGUGGAACUCCAAAGUGCCUACCGCAUGGUUUCAGCAAACGAGUCUGUUGGAUUACAGCAGGACAGCAGGGAUCAGUGUGUGCUUGGCCUUGAAUGGAUGCAAUAUUUUAUCCUGACAGCCAGAGAGUCAUCCUCCCACUUUGCUGAGCUGCAUUCCCGGCAUACCCCGACUUAGGCUGUAGCCUCGUGAAUACAAGGACAUCAAGGUGUGAGGUUCUGCUUUUUUAAAUUUUUGUUUGCUUUACACCAAUCUUUUUUUUUUUGUGUGUGUGUUCCUCUAUCGGGCUGCUAAAACACAGCCACAGUGGAGCUGCAGUGACUGUCCCAGUCUUGAACAUGUUGCAAUGAAUGUAAUAGAGACUUAUUGGGAAUCAGUGUACACUGGUGAAUGUACAGACAUAUCUAAGCUGACCAUAGUGAUUUCCUGUUUUGCUUUUUCUUUCUUUCAAAUACAACAGAGCUGGCCUCUGCUCACAAGCAACCUCUAGUAUCUCACUCAGUGAAACUUCAGCUGACACUUUUCCCAGGAAGAACUAAUAAACAUCCCCCAAAAUAAACCAACCAAUCCGAUCCACUGAGUGCUGCAGAAAGGAAAAUAUUCUUUUGCUUCUGUUCCACCAUGUUUUUUGGGGGUAUUUUCUUCUUGAGUCACCAUUAGUCAUCCUUGCUCUCAUCAGACAGUUUUCCCCAUCCAUUCGGCCCCAGCACCUUACAGUGUCUGUGAGACUCUCAGAUGGCUGUCAGCAUGACCAUGGGACGAGACACCAAAUGGCUGACCUUGGAAGUGUGUCGAGAGUUUCAGAGAGGCACCUGCACUCGCUCUGAUGCCGACUGCAAGUUCGCACAUCCCUCUCGGAGCUGCCACGUGGACAACGGCCGAGUCAUCGCCUGCUUUGAUUCUCUCAAGGGGCGUUGCACACGGGAAAACUGUAAAUACCUGCACCCUCCUCCUCACCUGAAAACCCAGCUGGAGAUUAACGGGAGAAACAACCUGAUCCAGCAGAAGGCCGCUGCAGCCAUGUUAGCUCAACAGGUGCCAUUCUUUCUGGCUGGAGCACAACUGCCUCCCAUUACACAAUUUUCGGGGACACCCUCCCUGGCAGCAAACCCCACCAUGCCAUUCAAUCCAUAUCAAGCCAUGGGCUUGGUGCCUGAGCUGCCGCCUCUGCUUGUCCCUGGGAGUCCCACUGGUCUGCCAGCCAUAGGCAAUGUCGCCUACGCACAAAAGCGCGCAGACAAGCUGGAGGUUUGUCGAGAAUUUCAGCGCGGGAACUGCACAAGGGGGGACUGCCGCUUCGCUCACCCCCUAGAGGCCGGCAUGGUGGACGGCAGGGAGAACUGUGUCAUUGUUUGCAUGGACUACAUUAAAGGCCGCUGCGGCCGAGACAAGUGCAAAUAUUUCCACCCCCCUGCUCACCUGCAAGCUAGGAUCAAGGCUUUACAACACCAAAUAAGUCAAAACAGCGCGUCUGCACCCGUGGCUGUGCCUCCAGUGGGCGUGCAGCCACUACCAAAGAGGUCAGUUCUUGAGAAAAGCAAUGGAGCUGGUGCCACAGUUGUCAAUUCCAGCAUGUUAUACUACCAGCAAGCCCUGGCUAACAUACAUCAACAGCAACCAGCCUUUUACCACACAUUAGACCCCCCAGAGCUUCUGGCCUCUGAUCCAGUAGAGCUCCAGUACGUUCCCAUGGAAACCCAUUUUUGUCCUGUCCCCAAACUGCUUGUGGCGGCUCCAGUGGGACUAAACUCAGUAAGCAUUUCCCGAAACCCCAGCUAGAGUCCCGAAAAACACUCAGCACUGCAGCAAACGAGUGCCUCCUGAACAGUGCACAGUGACUAAGGCAGCAAAGUGAAACUUCUUACUUGAUGUUUUUGAAAGUAAAAAAGCUGCAAUGGUUCAUGCCAUAAAAAGCCUGGACAUGUUCUUGUUGCUUUACAGCAGCCAUUCUGAUUAAUACUGACUUGAUGAGCAAUAGAGCUCCCUUCUUCUGACAGCCAUACAUGCCCACACCUUAAAAUGUGCAGACGAGGUGCACAUGAACACCCUUCUGCACACAUAAACGAAAACAUUUAAGACUAGACGCCCUUUAUGGGUUACAGCCAUUUCAUGAGGCGACCCAGAAAUGUUGACUGUUCCAAAGUCAGAAGCUCAUUCUGAAAUUCAGAGCUUGGCAAACUGAUCUGCUGCAGGUCUUCUACCGUGAAAUGUCAAAGAAUGGAAGUGUUUCUUAGCAUGUCGGGAUUUUGUUUCAAGGUACCCUAAAGCGUUCAGUUUGUUCUCUGGGCAUCAUCCCGCUUGAGCAAUUGUUAAUAACAGGAAACUGUUGCUAAUUUGUUUGUGCCUUUAUUUUUUUCUGCUUGUAUGCAACUGAAAGUUAGUUUCCUUCGAUAAUUUGAAAAACAUUCAAAUUCUACAAACGUUGAGAAGGUCCCAGGGGUGUAAACUCAAUCCAUAAACAACAACGGCCAAUUAAUAUUGUUUUGUGACACAGUUUCAUUCUGUUUUUGUCUUAUUUCAUAAUCUGUUAAUGGUUCAUGUCAGAAUUUGGCUUAAUUCACAGAAAAUCAACAAGUUGAGUUAAUGAAAAUUGUUGGAAUUAAACAGAAUAUAAUGAACUAUUCUAAAGGGGCUGUCAGUGUUUAAAAAAUGAUUGAAUGAUAAACAAACUGCCUUAAAACUUGUCUCUAUGUAACUUCUCAGCUGAAGACCACAUUGUUCAGCAAUUAACAUCUAUUUACAUCCUUUUAAAUAGAGAUUUAGUCAUGAUUCCUUUUUCUUGUUUGUGUUGAGUGCUUGUACUGAAGCUAAAAUUAAAGAUUUGUUCAUUUUCAUUUCUUCAUAUUUGACUUUAAACAAAAGACAGAAUUUGUUGGGGGUUUUUUUCUCAACCCCAUUGUAAAUGUGUGUCCCCAACUCAGCAAAGUGGACAGGCAGCUGGCUGUGAAACAUUUGUUUCAGAAAAGAUUAGAAAUGACUCUAAGAUAAGUUUAUAGUCUAAGAUUGGUGUGAAAAACGGUAAAGACUGUGAUGUGAUGGCGCCAAACUCAGCAUUAAAAGGGCAUAUUUGACAGUGGUUGAUUGACACCACUGUUUCACUGAAAUAUACAGUUUUAGCCGCAGGUUCCCAUAAUGCCUCUGUGGGAUGGUUGCAGGGUAAAAAAGGAGGAAAUUAUCUGUGUAUGUAAAAAGAAAAUGAGGAUGGGACCCACAACUUAGAUAGGUGGGGUGUCUAAACCUGUAAUAGGAUCAAAAACAUUGAUAAGACAACAAAAGUUAGAAAGUUAGUUCACUAGGAGAAAUUAAAAUUUAAAAAUGGGGAUUCCAGUUGUUUAUCUGUUGUUCAUCUUAUGUCAUGAAUCCAUUCCGCUUUUUUUAUUUGAUAAGGCAAAAAAUCUUUUAAGGACAACGUUAAGCUGAACUUUUCCUCCAGCAUUGCAUGUGAUGGAUGAACAAAAGUUUAGGUUGACACAUGCCAGCUCUGUUGACAUGCAUUUCAGAUUACAUCUUAUCAGGUCAAACUUAAAAAAAGAAGUCUCUCAAAAUAUUUUGGAGCCUCCAUUUGAUCAGCAGAGCUGCAAUCAUUGUGAUGAAGAGAUAAACAGAAGAAUAGGAAUUUUUUCCUCGCAAUAAUAAUGAUUCUCUGUCCAGUUUUACAAUCUGUGAGUACCUAUAACAUCGUGCUCGUUGGUUGUUAGUCUAUUUAAAGGAACUUCUCAUCUGCAUUUGAUACUAAAAGAAGGUUCUAGCCAUGAAUUCACCUGUUUAUAUUUUCCUUUUUGGAAAAUGAACUGAUUGUAAGACUCUUCAUGGAGUUUCCAUGCACUAGGAAAGACAAGACAUAAUAAAAACAUUUAAAAAUGUUAUUAGUGGGUUAUAGAUAACUGGAUAUACAGUAUAGUCGAUGUGUAAAUAUCAGAAUGAUCAAUAAAAAUUAAGGUGGAUUUUGAAUUAUGCAUGAAACAAAUUUAUAAAGUUAUAUUAAAAAUGUCGUGAACUCAUUUGAAAAAUGUUGAUUGAGCUUGAAUAUUGAAUAUAAUAUUUGAACAGACAAUAAUAACCCAACUUCAAAAGUCUCUAGAUCAAAAAGCUUUUAGCCCAAAGAGAGGAUUUUUCUUUUUUUUCUUUUUUUUUGUAUUGGCUUUCGGACAUAAUUUUUCUUGCAGUCUAAAAAUCUGAUUCAGAGUGCAUCCUGUGAGAACACACAGAAUUAAAAUAUAGGACUAAGAAUGACCCAGACUUAUUUUAUUGUGUUAAAUGUUCAUAUGGUGACAGUUGUUGCACAAAAGGAGCUGAAUUUGUUUCCUAAUGUGCCUAAAACUGUGUUGCAUAUGCAAGGAAGUGCCCAUCUUUGGCAAUACCAGAGUCAAACAGAGACCCGUUUGGAAAAGAUGAUUUGUGUCUUUAACUUUGUCCUUUCAUUCAGUUUAUUGAGUAAGUGGCACAAUGUGUUUAUGAUUCUUCAGGGAGAAAACUUAGAACUUGAAAAUGUCCUGUCUGAAUUCAAAAUGUGUCAUCUUUUCUGCUGUUGUCUUCUUUUGUCAAAAGUCAAGAGACUCUAAAUAUUGAGUUGUGGUUUAAAGAGGAAGUCAGAGAAUAAAUUAUCCAUCAGAAAAAAAUAACAAAAGUACAAACUAGGUAGAUUGUUGCUGUAAAGGGGAAGUGGUGUGGUUUGUGUGCAAAAAUGAGCUGAACAGAAAUAAUUUUAUCCACAUUCAAAUGUGCCUCUUUCAAGUCUCAUUGAACUAACACUGUCCAAACACUGUAAGAUCUUAGCAGUGCUCACAGAUACAUGUCCUUGUUAUGGUGAAAGAACCAGUUUCUACUCUGAGGCUGCUGUGCUGUCUCUUUACUAAAAAAACAUAUGUAACAGUGACUUGUGUUCAUACAUAAAUGUGUGUGUAAAGAGAAAAAUUACAGCAGAUUAAUCAUUUAUAUUUGCUGACGAUAUCACAGCGUUUUUCAACUCAACAUUAUUGGUAUCAAAUAAUGUGUUGUGAAUGUAUCUAAUGCAAAAACCGUACACAUGCCUCUCUAAAAGACAGGCAUGCUGAAACGAUUAACUAUAUAUAGACUAUUUAAGAGAUAUGCUUACACUGUGUUAAGAUGUAUCAGAAUAUGUGUAAUAUUUAUAGAUUUAUACAUGUUGUUUGUGGUUGGUUGGGUUUUUAGAAAUAGUCACUUCCAGAAAAGUUAGAUCUAAUUUAUACAUAUAUGAGGUGUUCAAGAGGAUCACAGUACAAUUUGUGUUGACAUUUAUGUCUGAUAAUUCUUUUUCUAUUUUCCUAAUUGAAAUUUAAAAUGGCUUGGUUUUUAUCAGAUUUCUUGAAUUAGUUUAAGCAAUACUGGUGACAUUUUUGUGUGUCCCCUGUUUUUUGUGUUUUUUAUUCAAACUACAUCUCAUCUCUGAUUAAAAAGGAAGUCAAAUCAUACAAAAAACAUGGAAUUAAAAUAACCGUUGAAACACGGAGGAGGAGGCACAAUGGCUUAGAGUCGGUGAUUUGUCCAGAGUAAGAAGCAUCUUGAACCAAAACAGCCACCACAGCAUUCUGCAGCUCUAUGCAGCAUUUUCUGGUAUGUGCCGAGUUGGUCAUGUGUUCCUCCUGCAGCAGCAUAACGGCCCUAAAUCCUAAAUCCAGGCUGUGCAGGAUAACUACCUUAUCUCAUCUUGAACUCCAGCCCAGUCUUCAGGCUGAAAUCCCAUCCAGUCGGUCUGGAAGUCAAAAGAUCAACCACCUAGAAAUGUCACUGUUUUAAUAAUACUUUUGAAGCAAUUAAGAAUAUAUCCCUAAAAAGACUAUUUUAUUAGCAUAGUAGACAAAAUGUGAUGCAUGAAGGCCAGUGGAAGGUAUGACAAUCUUUGAAAGCAGAAAAAAGUUAGUCAGAUAAAGCGCUAACAGUGAGAUUGCUGAGCUGUUAUUUGACUACAGUACUUUGAUGAAUUAAAGUUCAGAAAUAAAACAUUUGUUUUAAUUUUUGCUUCCCUUCAUUUAGACAAUUUUCAAUUAAAAACACAUAAAACUGGAGGGGGUUUAAAACUUUACUUUAAACAUGUAGAAAAUGUAGUAAAUUACUUAUUAGUUUUAUAGGAAUUAAAUAGAAAAACUUUCAACUUCGUUCUGCUAAUCAUGUCAUUAGAAAGUGACUUUUUAAUAGAUUAUAAACAAAACUAAAACUAAUCACAGCUCAUUUGUUCCCAGUGUUACCACGGUGGUGGAAAGGCAAUGAGUCUUGUAUAUCAGAUCCUAACAGGAAGCCCUGACAAGGCUUUUAUUUCUCUGAUUAGGUGUCCCAUGCAAAGCUGUUGCAAGGAAUACCAAGAUGAUGCUAAAAAUCUUCAUGAUGAUUGUAUAUUCACAUUUACAGUUCCUGUUUCCAUCACUUGAAAGUGAACAAUGUGAUGGUUGUUAAAAUUCAUUUAAAGGUUAAAACAACAGGAAAGGUGGCUUGUUACCGCACUGUGACUCUCAGUGUCAAAUGUUUUGGCAAAUCUGACACCAGAGCGUACCACUCAUCCACUAUUGGUCUGUGGGAAUUACCAAGAGUCUAGAACACUAGUGCAUGUUUGUGACGUUGAGCGACGUUGCUUUAUUGUAGCUUAAUGUUCAUGUCUAUCUGGUUGAAAUUAAAUGGAUGGACAUUGAGAAAAAUGUUCUUAAAAUGAGUGCAAACAGAAAGGACAUUAAAGAUGUGUGAAUAAGUUAAUUGAUUGAAAAGGAUACUGCUGAAUUGUGAUGUGCACUGAGGUUUCAUACGCUACUCCAUUAUUGUUUAAACUUUACUUGGACAAAAGGGAAACUCUUGAAAAUGUUGCUUAAUUGAUCUAGAAUGUAUAAUAAUCGUUUUCAAGAUUGGCUACAUAUCUGUUAUUAUUCCCUGAAAUAUAAUUUUCCAAUAUCUGCCAACAGAAGUUUGCAGAGCUGAUCACAUUUUUUUUAUCAACAGACUUUAUUCAAGCAGUCUUUGCCUUUUGACUUUCAUUUUCUGCACUAUGUGUUCAAAAUAUACCACAAACACCCAUGUAUGCAUGUACAAAUAGAUUCUGACACUGUAGGCAGGUUCCCUGCUUGAUUAUAAAGUGAUGUGUUGCUACAAAAUUAACCAUUUGCAAAGGCAAUCUGGCCGGGUUUUCAGCUUCAGAGAAAUUAUUUGAUUUGUAUUGACUAUGCACAAUGACAAAAUCUAAAAAAAGUUUGGAAAAUGUACAUGUACACAUUUGUAAACCUACAUCUGAACAUAAUCCUCCAAGAUGCUUAAGAAUAGCUACAGAUAUGCCACCCUGUUCUCAAAAAUGUUACUAAAAUAUAUGGUUUAAAUAUUUAUAUAUUAUCUGUUCUUCUAUCUACACUUACAAAGUGACCAAAAUGCACUAGAACGCACGGGGUAAAAAAUGUAAAAACUCGAUGAGGCACUUUUUGAUUCUCCUUAAAGGGGCCAUACCAUUGAAACUCUACUUUUUGAGUUUUUAAGUGCAUUAUACUGUCCCAAAGCGGUAUUUUGACCUGUUCAUGCAUUUAAGAGUAAUCCUCUAAAAACCUGCGCUCUCAACAGCAGCCCCUCCCAUACCCACGAAAACACUCAAUUUCUACACAGAGCUAGCGAUGAUCAGCAAAAACUUUCAUUUUACAUGCACCGUAUAUCUUCCAGUUAUGUCCUGUCUUCAAUGAAUUCCAGCUCAAAUAGGUGUUUGUUGCUUUAGACGCAGGGCUCCUUUAAGGCCGAUAUCUGGUAUUUGCAUCCAUCUUUGAAAAAUUCGGAUACGGGAGAAACGAAGAAAGAACGGCUCUAGGAUGACAUCGUUAAGUAGGCGGCAGCCACACGAAGCGGUAGGCGGAGCCUCAGGAAUCGAGUCGUUUCUCUUCCGGGUAGGAAAUAACUCACUAAAAAUAACGAAUAUUUCAUAAAUAAUUUGUUUUUUUUGUGUUCCAAAGGUAAUAUAUGAUCAUAUAUAUGGAUAUAGUUCACUCUGGAAGGGUUAAGAAAAUCAUGGUAUGGCCCCUUUAGUAUCUCCAUAGGGAGGCUGUAUACAGAACAAUGUAGACAAACCAUCCAUCAGACCAAGGCUGUAAUCCGUCAGAGCUUUUCCUACCAAUACUACCAGCUGGGUUCAUCAAGGUUAAAUUGCCUGAAGCUGAAGAUUUUUUUCUUGGCCUUCACUUGUCUGGGUGCCCCAGUAUGUUCUUACAAAAUCUAUUUCUAAUUUGUUUUCUUUUUGAUGAAAAGGACCUAUAUUCCUCUGACAUGUGCCUGUAAAAGAUGAAGCUAGAACCAGCGGAUUAACACAAAGAUAUGCAGGCUCUAACCUUAGUUUUAAAUGCGCAUGGGAAAAGAGUUCAAGAUGAAAGGCGGAAAUAGCAAAAACUACAAUGCAACGCUUAAUUUCCUUCACUGGGAGGCUGAGAAUGUAAUAAGCUAAUGAAACUAUUUAGAAAUGGUUAUUUUAUUGUAUAAAACCGAACGGGCUUCUCUCCACCUUCUGGUUUAAGCUUUACAUUUACUGCAGUGAUGCAUACACUUUAUUUAAAAAAAAGGAAGAGAUAAGAAUGCAUUUUAGCCGUCAAACGCUGCACCUGAAAUCUGCACGGUAACUGAAAGAUAACAUAUCCAACUACUAAAGGGGUCUAUCAAUGAAGCUGAUGAUCAUUCUGAAAGAUCUGUUUGUUACAGUCUGCCAAGAAACCCUCUCCUCUUGCAUCCCCCAACAUUAGAAUGCCUUCACUGACCUCCAGCUGGAAAAACAUGAUACUUGAUUUAAAUCAUUGUGCCUCUGCAGGGCAGAAUUUGUUUUGUAUUUGUAGUUGCAUCCAUGAUUCGCUUCAUUGUGUUUGAGUAUGGAGAGGGGAGGUGAGGCUUGAGAGAAGAUUGUUUUCCCGAUCACUCUCACGCGCUUGACCUCCUUCAGGCCUUGUUGUAGUUUCAUCAGGCUUUUCUGAACUGUGGACCAUGACAAACGUUGGAUCACCUGAGAGGUGACUGUUCAUUGUGGAGACAGUGUCUGCAGUCCUGACAGUACAACCAAGCAAAGGGCCUUAUUUCAUAACCUUUGAAAGAAAUGAAAUUGGUGAGAAUGGCACGGACUAAUUGUGAAUAAAUCUUUUUUUUAUUUUAGUUAUAACCAAUCAUGGCAUGGAAAACAUAAAAAAUACAUCAUUUAUGUAUAGUUAGCUUGUCUAGGACAACUGGAAAAUAUUAAAUGAAAUUAGUUUGUACACCAGUCAUUGUUAAUCGUAGAAGUUGCUGUGACCAUGGCAACAAAUUGACAACAUGACUACCUUUCUAUAAUCCCAUUAUUCAUUUUUCCCUAGUGAAUAGAGAUAACGUUAACUUAUUAAAAAGGGGAAUGUCUAAUUAGUUUGUCUUGUUCUUGAAAUGCGAUUAAGUAUUUUAUAUGAGAGACUUUAAUUGCUUGUAAAAUCCAAAGGUUGUUAGGAGUGAUGACCUGUUGGCUUUUUGUUUCUUAUACUGUGCGGGUUUCUUUAUUUUUCUUUUUUGAGAUAUAAGAAAGGUCUUUUAAUGAAAAACCUACUUGUUAGGGAUGUAAAGGGGCUUUUGGACUAACUUUAAGAUUCUGCAGUCAAACUAGUUUUUUCAUUGUCGCCUUGUGGAAAUUGCAGAUCCAGGAGGUAGGUUCUGUCUCAUUUUAGACAAAAGAAAGUGGUCCAGAAGUCUCUUCCUGCCCAGCUGUGCUGGGUGAUGUCGAUCCUGACAGAGGUGUAUACGAAUGUGUGAAGUUCACCUUGUUUGCACUUAUGUAUAUACAUGUGUCAAAAUACUCAAAAUUUAUUUUGAAUAACAACAGGUAAAAGAGAUGAUUUAAAAAUAAAAUCAGUGUUUUGUCAUUGGCGUGUCUAUGGUUUGAGUAGUGUGUAAAGAUUGAUUUAAGAUACAUAUCCUUUGGUUUGUGUGUUUGUUAGAGUACUGCUUUUUGCUAAGCUGCUUCGCUAUAAACUAAUACUGGAUUGUGUUUGUUUUUUCUUUCAGUUCUGUUUUAUUUUAAUCAAAUGUAACCUCACACAUUUAAAGUUGAAUGAAAGAAAAGUUAAUAGAUAGAAACAUUUAAAAACAAUACUAACCUUGAUCAUAAAUACACACUGUAAUUGCAGACACUUUCUUUUGUGGAAAAGCACCAAGACAAAGCACACAUUAACUUCACCUUCAGGCUGUAAAGCAGGAAAGUGAGCCGCAGCAAUGGGUGCCAGAAAUGUUCACACUGUUUUAAAUGCAUUACCUUCUGUCAUUGUCUGACCUUUUUGCCUAUUUACAUUAUUCAAGGCAACAACAAAUCCAAACUCAUUGGGAAUUGAUAAAAAAUUAGAAAAAGAAAAUUUAAUACCACUUUUCUGUCACUUCUGAUUUUAUGUGAACUUGUUCCUGCAGAAUCAGAAGUUGUAUGUUCUUUAUUAUCUCUUCAAGUCUGUGUUGUUGUUAUGGUUUUCAUCCUAAAAGUGGAUUGACUGGUUCAUUGUGGUGAAUCAGUUGACUAUGUAUUAAUAUCAUGGAAGAUGGGUCUCUGAUCUGUGUUCCCUCCAUCAUGAUGUCUAUGUAUGAACAUCUCAGAAAAUUUUGGCUUUUUUUCCCCCCUUUAGAAAUGACGAGUUGAAGUCCAUCUAUUGUCUGUUUUUCUUGUUUGUACUUGUGCCUUUACUGUGCAAAAAUACAGUUUUGUUAAACACAUGAAUUUUAAAAAAGUGCAUUUACUCAAUGUGUGUUAAAUGAUCCCUUUAUUUAAGGUAUUUUGUACAUGAGUCAUGAAAUUGUUUUUCAAAUUGGGUACAGCAAUCCCAGCCUGGUCGAUGGCUUGUGGAGGAUGAAGAGCCUUUUAAGACUGUUGAGGACUAAGCCAUAAAAAACUCUGACAUUCAAGGAUUCAUCUCUGAGUUCUCCUUUGCUUAUGCUUCUAUGUGCUGCCAAGCUAUACAUUGUUUUUUGUUUGUUUGUUUUUUGCAAAGUGUAUCUGUUGAGGGUAUUGUGCCAAUUAUGAGUUCUGCAAAUUCUGUUUAAAUUAAAUAAAAACAUACAGACAUAA